GCGGUUACAUACCUGAGCAACCGGAUCUCAUUGACUCCUUGACCUCGGGUUUAAGAAACAGAGUUCCCUUGACCCGGGAAUAAAUAAACUGAGGAAACCCGCCGCGGCACGUUAUCAUCUAUACGCGAGAGAAUUUACUGAUACUUUCCAUUGAGAUCCCUCGGCCCCGGGGGACUAUCCGAUGUUUACCUCUUUGGCGCCGUAUCACCGGCGAGACCGCUCAAUUACACAGGAAACGUUAGUCCACGGCUAACGUAACAUUACAAAGUGAGAUUAGUCUGUCUGACAUUAUCAUUCUACGACAUUGUAUUGAAAUUUCCGCACAGUCACGUUUCGAUUCGAUUGUACGGAAAUUUACAAAUGUAUUUACACUCGGAGAAAAUAGUAGUGCCCUCGAAUGUGGGGAAGACGAGAGUAUUGUCAUGGAAACUCGGCUACUUUGUCCUGUGCAAAGCACUGUGUGUGGUACUAGCCGAAUGGGGUUUUCAACAGGCACCGUUAAACCGGCAACUGCAGAUGGAUAAUGGAGGCAUGUUCUACAAUACGUAUGGUGUCGGCUGUAAUUUUCAUUGGAAUAUUUAGCCAUUUGACGAGCAAUGUGUACUUCUUGAUUAUCUUGCUUCUGAGCGAAAUCAUAUUUGGACUCGACAGUUUUGGAGAAUGGGAAGACUUGAUUUUGUAUAAACACGAGAAUAAAGCUAUUAUCCAAAAAUCCGUUUGGAGCGACAAAUUGUGCUCUGAUAGUUCAGGUGAAUUCUCAUUGAUGAGACUCACUGACAUUCGACAUGUCGGGAUCUCUACCGAGAUGGGUCUUUAUAUUCUCCAUAGAAAUGGGUUCUUGAUCACUCUCAGUAUGAAAGGAUUAACGAGAGAAGAGAUACAAAACUUAAGAAAAGAAAUUAAUUAUUUCUUAAACAUGAGCCGAUUCAAGUAUCCCGAUCGUUCUUUGAUCAAUCCUUCGGACCAAUUAUUGCUAUCUUUUGAUUCUAAGGAACCUUUGAAAAACUUGCCAAGAUCAUGUCCCAUGUUCAACGAAUUUACUCUCUCAGACAAUGUCUUAGGCAGUACAUUGAAUAGAGCAUGUUAUCGAAUACAGCAGAAUUCGAGUUAUCCGAGUUUAAUGUUCGAAACGCAAUUUGAUAAUUCCCACUUAGCAAAUCUGAAAAGGGGACCUUAUACGGAAAAUUCAACACAUUUCAAUUAUUUCAAGUGUACUAGAAAUAUUCGUAGUAUUCCCACAAUGACAACACGUAAAGCUAUAUAACAUAUAUAUCGUAUUUACUUGUGUUUUAUGGAGAAUGUAAUUAAUCGAAUAUUAUUUAUUCGUAAUGUUCAUUGUCUUCGAAAUUACUAAUAUUUG
Molecule: messenger RNA, 1360 nt
Organism: Pogonomyrmex barbatus (red harvester ant)
Lineage: Eukaryota; Metazoa; Arthropoda; Insecta; Hymenoptera; Formicidae
Source: RefSeq, a predicted model, not a curated record